Molecule: messenger RNA, 1332 nt
Organism: Protopolystoma xenopodis
Lineage: Eukaryota; Metazoa; Platyhelminthes; Monogenea; Polystomatidea; Polystomatidae
Source: the annotation of a GenBank genome assembly
GGUCGAGCUCGCGAGCGAGUUGCGGAUCCACACAACUUAGAAGAACGCUUCUACAAGUGGGGCGUGCGGCCAGAGUGGCUGCAGAUCCAGCGCAUCAUUAAUCAUCGAGUCGGCCGCGGGGGUCGUGAGUGGUAUUUGGUAAAGUGGCGGGAACUGCCAUAUGACGAUUGCACCUGGGAGACUUCAAAUGGAGACAUUACCGACAUGCCACAGCACAUCGAGGAGUACAAAAUGAUGCGUCGUGUUUUCGCAGGCCAAGUGCGGCCAAUCGCUCCUCUUAGCGAUGAAUUCACGAUGGUGGCGACUGCAGCAUCAGGCCUUUCUGUUGGACCCAAAAAAGGCAAAGUAGGUCGAAGAGCUAAGGAUACUGGUCCUACAGCCGCUGUGACUGCUGCCAAGGAAUUAGAACGUGAACUGGAGAAACUUAGCCCUAAGUUGCUGAAAAAACUGCCCCCUGAAGGGCCUCUUACCGACCUAAAGCGACAAUAUCUCAAGCAGCCUGAAUUCCUUGACGAGACUGGUGGCCAGCUUCACCCCUAUCAGUUGGAAGGAAUCAACUGGCUGCGCUUCUCUUAUGGCAAUCGUGUGGACACUAUCUUGGCUGAUGAAAUGGGUCUUGGAAAGACUGUGCAGACAAUCGCUUUCUUAUAUUCGCUCUACAAAGAGGGUCAUUGUCGUGGCCCUUUUCUCGUCGCUGCACCGCUAUCCACUAUUAUUAAUUGGGAGCGUGAGUUUGAGUUUUGGGCACCUGACUUCUACGUCGUCUCUUAUGUGGGAGAUAAAGAUUCUCGCACUGUGAUCCGUGAGCACGAAUUCUCGCUUGACGAAGGUGCUGUGCGUGGUGGCAACAAAGCUGUCCGUAUGCGUCAAGGUACCAAUGUCAGAUUUCACGUCUUGCUCACCAGUUAUGAACUCAUCAGCAUCGACCAGGCUCUUCUGGGCUCAAUCGAUUGGGCCGUUUUAGUUGUCGACGAGGCACAUCGGCUAAAAAAUAACCAAUCAAAAUUUUUCCGCAUUCUUAGUGCAUACAGGAUCGCCUACAAGCUCCUGCUGACCGGGACUCCGCUGCAAAAUAACCUGGAAGAACUUUUCCAUCUGCUGCAUUUUAUGACGCCAGAAAAGUUUAACGACAUGCAAGGGUUCCUGGACGAGUUUGCAGAUAUAUCGAAGGAAGAACAGGUCAAAAGACUGCAUGAAAUGUUGGGCCAACACUUGCUACGCCGACUCAAAGCAGACGUACUCAGAAAUAUGCCUUCUAAAGGCGAAUUUAUUGUACGUGUUGAGCUGAGUCCAAUGCAAAAGACUGAUCAAAAGCCGAAUUAUGGGGUAUAG